Orbicella faveolata is the source of this 924-nucleotide messenger RNA. RefSeq lists its product as uncharacterized. The record is from RefSeq and is a predicted model, not a curated record. NCBI's taxonomy places the organism in Eukaryota, Metazoa, Cnidaria, Anthozoa, Scleractinia, Merulinidae.
CGAUAUAAACCCGAUAUCAUCUUUGGUACUGAAUCCUGGUUAAGUUCGAACAUCGAAAGUAACGAAAUAUUUCCAAAGGGCUACAAAAUUUUCAGAAAAGAUCGCCCUGAUGACUGCCACGGCGGAGGCGUUUUCCAGGCAGUGAAAAACGAUAUUAUAGUAACACAUCGUUCGGACCUGGACACCGACUGUGAAAUUAUUUGGACCCAAUGUCAGCUAGCAAACAAGAAAACAAAAUCAUUGCUAUUUGAAUCAUAUAAAAAUAACAUCAUUGUUUCUGGUGAUUUUAAUGCCCCUGAUAUUAGCUGGGAUACUGAAUAUUCAAGUCAAUCUCCUGCCUCUGACAGACUGUUAGAAAUAAUUGAUGAUCACGAUCUGAGCCAACUUGUCAAAGAACCAACUAGAAGGGUCAGGAAUACACAAAACAUCUUAGAUCUAAUCCUCUCCAAUAAUUCCAACAUCAUUGAAAAUAUCAGCGUCGUCCCUGGUAUUAGUGAUCACGACAUUGUGUUAUUCACUGUGAACACUUCUUGCCGAAGAAAGAAAAAUGUCAAACGCAAAAUAUACAUUAGAAAGAAAGCUGACUCCAGUAGCGUUAAAGAAGAACUUACAAAUCUAUCACUUCAUAUGGAUACACGGGGCUUUAAUUCAAUCGACGAUAAAUGGAGCUGUUUCGAAGACAACAUCUACCGUAUAAUGAAUUCUUGCAUUCCCUCAAAGUGGUCUAGCUCAAGAUAUAAUCUACCAUGGUUCAAUCAUUCUUUGAAACGUCUAGCCAGGCGUAAACAAAGGCUCUACAAUAAAGCAAAAUCUUCUGGAGAUCACAAUGAUUGGGAGGCAUUCCCCCAAAUCAGUAAUUUAUCCGUGUCAGGAAUGAAAACAAAACCUUGGAAGUUUUUAGAUUUGGCCCGCAACGCACCAUGA